AUGGAGGCUGUCCGCGCAAUGCUGGAGUGCAUGGCCCGCCGACGGGGGAGACAGGAAGGGUACACGGAGCUCAUCUACGACGACAAGACGGCGGAGCUGUACUCGGACAACGAGCCGUACCAGCAGCACGACGCCAUGAGCUACUACAACGGUGACACCAGCCCGGACCCCAUCACAGACUACGAGUACGACGAGAAGGCCGGCUACCGGGACGCGUACCGGGACACCGACCGCGACACGCGCCGGGUCGAGGACGUGGCGCGCGAGGUGGCGGCGCUGCUGUGGCGGGCCGGGUGGAACGACGACGCGCUCCAGAGCGACAUCUCGGACGUGGUCGGGGACCGGCGCUGGAACCGCAAGAUGGUGGAGGCGUGCCUGGACGACGUCAUCGAGUACGUCGAGCAGGGCCGGUUCGAGAUGGGCGACGCCAUGUGCGCGGCGCUCGACCGGGCCACCGACGUCGCCGACGACGAGUUCGCCUUCCCCCGGCGCCACCCGCAGUCGCUCGACGGCUUCAUCGCCAUCGUCUCGGUCGGCGUGCUCGCCGAGCUCCAGGGCGCGUGGGUGCUCGAGCUGCUCGGGUUCGGCGAGGUGCGCGGGAAGGAGGAGCCCAACGGGACCGGGGAGGUCGCCAUGCUCACGUCGGACAAGAUUGUCUACUCGUCCAAGCCUCGGUCGAACUCGUUUGCCGCUUGGUGGAUGAGAGAGAUGGAGAUGGUGGAGUUUGAGGAAUGA
Molecule: messenger RNA, 735 nt
Organism: Chaetomium fimeti
Lineage: Eukaryota; Fungi; Ascomycota; Sordariomycetes; Sordariales; Chaetomiaceae
Exons: 2
Coding region: 1-735 (244 amino acids)
Source: RefSeq, a predicted model, not a curated record